AUGCAAUUUGCAUUCAAGAAACGUGGUCGUGAUAGUCUUCUGAUAGAUAGGGAGGAAAUAAUUGUCUGGAGGAGAGAUUAUCUCAGAAAAAUUCGAAAAUAUAGGGAGCAGGGUCGAACAAUUUAUUACCUCGACGAGACUUGGAUAAACGCAGGACAUACAAAAAAUAUCAUAUGGGUUGAUGAGUCCAUUAAGUCCUGUAGACAAGCUCGUCGGGAAGGUCUGUCCACUGGACUCAAAAAUCCAAGUGGCAAGGGAAGAAGACUGAUCAUUUGUCAUAUAGGAGGGCAAAAUGGUUUUGUAGAGAACGGCUUGUGGUUCUUCGAAUCCAAUAAGUCUGGAGAUUAUCACGAAGAAAUGAAUGGGGAAUCGUUCGAAAAGUGGUUCUCUACAAUUUUGCCUACCCUUGAGGAUAACGCUGUUAUUGUAAUGGAUAACGCCAGCUAUCAUUCAAGAAAAAUUGAUUCCGUACCGUCUUCUUCAACCCGAAAAGAAGAUAUAAAAAACUGGCUAAACAGCAGAAAUAUUUCAUUCGACCAUAAUCUUCUAAAAGCUGAACUACUUGUUUUGGUGAAAGAAAAUAAAGAAAAAUACAACAAAUGUAGAAUUGAUGAAAUGGCAAGAGAAACAGGUAGAACUGUGCUGAGACUCCCACCAUAUCAUUGUGAGCUAAAUCCAAUCGAGCUCAUUUGGGCUCAAAUUAAAGGGAAAGUAGCUGCACAGAACUCCUCUUUUAAAAUUUCUGAGGUUCGUAAGCUGUUUCUGGAAGCGAUACGAACUAUUGGUCCUGACGAAUGGCAGAAAUGCAUUAAACAUGUCAUAGAGGAGAUUGAGGAAAAAAUGUGGCAACUUAAUAAUAUUAUGGAGUCAACCAUAGAGAGGGUAGUGAUCAAUCUCAGUGAAACUGACACCGAAGACGGGGGCGAAACGAAUUCCGAAUGA
Coccinella septempunctata (seven-spotted ladybird) is the source of this 942-nucleotide messenger RNA. RefSeq lists its product as uncharacterized. The record is from RefSeq and is a predicted model, not a curated record. The transcript has a single exon. Bases 1 to 942 code for a protein of 313 amino acids. Gene Ontology annotation, molecular function: nucleic acid binding. Lineage: Eukaryota; Metazoa; Arthropoda; Insecta; Coleoptera; Coccinellidae.